AUGUCACCUUUCUCACAGUUGAAAGAGUGUUUUCCACAACACAACCAGACAACGUUGGAAAUGGCCUUAGAUGCGGCAAGUGAUGAUGUUGAAAGAGCAAUCAAUUAUUUACUCAAUGACCAGGGAAACUCAGCAGUCCUCGGUGGCGAUGGUACCAAUCUUGGCGGCAAACCAUUGUCAAUUUCUACUCAACCGUGUAAGAUAGCAGAAAAUAGUUUGUCAAAUCCUGCGUUCCGACAGCCACUUAAGUUUCAAUUCGCUACUGAUACCGAAGUUAAAGAAGAGGCAUCAACCAGUCUAAACAUAAAAUCAGAACCUCUAGAGUUCGAAAUACUAGACAGGCUCUUGCCAUCAUCCACACAAACUAAAGUCAAUCCUCCUACAAUUGUUGACAAGACAGCUCGCAAAGCUCAAGAGGUGAUUCCGGAUAGUGAUAAGAUCAUUCCCACGACUGUCGAAACACCACUGGAUACUUUAAGGACCUUAUUUCCUUGUGCAGACCAAGACGAGUGUCGACGGGCACUUCAAAUUUGCGAUCAAAAUAUCGAGAGGGCCUUCGAACUAUUAGAAUUUCAGCAUCUAAAAGAAUUGAUCAGUGAUACCUCACAGGAUGACUCUACAAUAACCCACGAAAACAAUAUUGUCAAACCCACUCAAACAGGCCUGUCAUUCGACACAUCGUUAUCCCGGGAAGAAGAGCUCCAAAUUGCGAGAGCACAGAAGAAACGUGCCGUUUCGGAGCUGGAAGUUCCAGAUUUUUCAAUAUUGAGAAAGCGAAAAAGAAAUGAGCUAGCUCCUAAAUUAGAGACGGCAACGGAAUGGGUUCGUAAAUUUUACUCCUCCCAUAAAACCGGCGUCGCCGUUCAUUUAGGCAAUAAAGUCCAUCGGUGUAAAUUCCCUCGCCCUUUUAUAGAAACAACUCUCCCGAAACUUAGAAUCAUCGACAAUAAAGACUCGUUGAGAGUAGAACUUGGUAGUGAUCUAGAAGACCUUUUUGAGUUAGCUAUUCAGUGGUCGGUCUGUAAGAACAUCGAAAUAGACACGCUUCACUAUCAGACCCGGUCAAAGCAAUUCGACCUCAUCAUGUCCCUUGUUCUAUUCGCCAAAAAAUACGGUCUUCGUGGCCUCGGAAGUGACAUGGUCAAUCAUCUUAAGCCACUUCUCAUUAAGCAGCGAUCGGUCCUCAAACCCUCUCACAUCCGAGAUGUUCAAACACUAGUAUCGCCACAUCCUAUCCAAGAGCUCUUCGUUCAGGCCGCCGUUAAGCCUUACUUAGAGUUCAGAAUCGACCCGAAUCAUCGAGAGAUGACCGCAUCAUUUUCAUCCUCCUCUUCCGACGACGAUAGCUACAGAGACGAGGCCCAUCGUAUAGCAUUCGCUGGUAACCAUUUUAUGUAUGAGAAGGAGUUAAAGACUUGUCCAGCAUUUGAGCUCGAGCUCAUGAGAUUGGCUGGGAAGUUGUGGUGGAAGCGGGAGGUUACCAAGAAAUCUGGUGGUCGCGGGGGCAUGGGGAUCAGGACGUUUGUUAUUGAUCCACUGAAUGGUGAACAAAUCCUGCUUUGA
Glarea lozoyensis ATCC 20868 is the source of this 1563-nucleotide messenger RNA. Its product is annotated as UBA-like protein. Gene Ontology annotation, molecular function: ubiquitin binding. Bases 1 to 1563 code for a protein of 520 amino acids. Lineage: Eukaryota; Fungi; Ascomycota; Leotiomycetes; Helotiales; Helotiaceae. The record is from RefSeq and is a predicted model, not a curated record. The transcript has 3 exons.